Molecule: messenger RNA, 1453 nt
Organism: Trichosurus vulpecula (common brushtail)
Lineage: Eukaryota; Metazoa; Chordata; Mammalia; Diprotodontia; Phalangeridae
Gene: FGF7
Product: fibroblast growth factor 7
Exons: 4
Coding region: 403-987 (194 amino acids)
Biological process (GO): regulation of cell migration; lung development; positive regulation of peptidyl-tyrosine phosphorylation
Cellular component (GO): cytoplasm
Molecular function (GO): growth factor activity; type 2 fibroblast growth factor receptor binding
Source: RefSeq, a predicted model, not a curated record
AAUUAUGAUUCUGCUGGAGUCUCUCAGCUGAGAAAUAGUUUUUAGCUACAGUAGAGAGUCUCAUGUUGCAAAAGGCAGGCAGCAGAAAUGGAAUACUUAUAUAUCCAGCUGUUAUCAAGAGAAACAAAGGAUUCAAGUAGCAAAGCAGGUCCCGACAACUGAGCUUACUACAACCUGUUUUUUGAAGGAUAUCACAUCUGAAAGGUACUAAAGGAGCCAUCCUCCUCAUAUCAGUGACUAAAAGGAUAAGGAUCGUCAUUUGGAAAGAACCACCAAUCUCAAUUAAGUAGAUCCACCAUUCACUGCCAAGGUAGAAGGAGGUCAAUGACCUAGGAGCAACGGUCCAACUUGAGAUUGAAUUUUCAUUAUGGUAUUCCUGAACACCCAGGGCACUGCACUAUAAUGCACAAAUGGAUACUGACAUGGAUCCUGCCAACUCUGCUCUACACAUCAUGCUUUCACAUUAUCUGUCUAGUGGGCACCAUAGCUUUCGCUUGCAAUGACAUGACUCCAGAGCAAAUGGCUACAAAUGUGAACUGCUCCAGCCCUGAGCGACACACUAGAAGCUAUGAUUACAUGGAAGGAGGGGAUGUAAGAGUGAGAAGACUUUUCUGUCGAACACAGUGGUAUCUGAGGAUUGAUAAACGAGGAAAAGUAAAAGGGACACAAGACAAACAAACUAAUUAUAAUAUUAUGGAGAUCAGAACAGUGGCAGUUGGAAUAGUGGCAAUCAAAGGGGUGGAAAGUGAAUACUUUCUAGCAAUGGAUAAAGAAGGAAAACUCUAUGCAAAGAAAGUCUGCAACGAAGAUUGUAACUUCAGAGAAUUCAUUCAAGAAAACCAUUACAACACAUAUGCUUCAGCAAAAUGGACACACAGUGGAAGAGAAAUGUUUGUUGCAAUAAAUCAGAAAGGGUCCCCUGUGAAGGGCAAAAAGACGAAGAAAGAACAGAAAACAGCCCACUUUCUUCCUAUAGCAAUCACCUAACACUAUACAGGAUGUAAGGAACCAGUUCCAGCAGGAAGAUUUCUUUAAGUAGACUUGUAAAAAGUAACUAAGAAAGGCUGGAAAACUACUGAAAAAAAACAAAAACAAAAACUGAACAAGCUGGACUUGCACGUUUAUGUUUAUUUUAAGAGACUGCAUUAAAAGAAAGAUUUGAAAUUAUACACAAAAUCAGAUUUAGUAACUAAAAGUUGUAAAAAAUUUUAAACGAAGUUGUACAAUCAUGAUGUUAGUAAGAGUAACAUUUCUUUCUUAAGUUAAUUUACCCUUAAGAGUAAGUUGCGACUUGAUUGUCUGAUGAUUGUUAUUUAAAAAAUCUCUAUCUGCUUAUUAAAAAUGGCUGCUAUAAUAAUUAAAAAAGCAGAGGGUGUUAUGUAAAAUAUGUUGGACUUAGAGGCUGCUGGAAUGAUUUGUCAGAUCAUCAAGUCAAUGCUACCUGUGGAAGUUG